UGAGGAGAGAAACAGAAACUGUUUUUACGGCGCUUGGAAAAAAAUAAAAAGCCAAAAAAUUCUCCAUUUUUUAUCGGAGCUGUACCAUUUUUUAUCAAACCUGUCGCAGACUGAGCGGGGACAGGCAGGGGAAAAACAUAAUAAAACUGUACAAUAAAGCGCCAUGGCUAGGAAGAAGAGCAAGCAGGCGGGAGCGGGGCAGAAGGAGGACCCGCAGCAGCAGCAACAGCAGCAGCGGAGCGCCGCGGAGAAGAAGGCCGAUGGAGCUGCAGCCGGAGGCGGAGACGCGGGACUAGACCGCCCGGCGAGGACCAGCCAGUCCAUGCACACCUGCUGUUUGCUGUGCCAUCGGGAGUUUAAGGACUGGGGAGCAGGCUUGGCCAAUGGGCUCCCCAGCCAUGGGUCCAAACUGGCGGAAGCCGUCCCGGCUCUCUCCCAGGCCCUGUUAAGGGAGGUCCCGGGUCGCAAGCUAGCGGAUGCUGUGCCCUCGCUAUCGCAGUCUCUGCUGGGAGAAGUCCCCCUCUGGAUAUGCCAGAGUUGCCGGAAGAGCGUGGAGGAAGAAGAGAGGAGGACGGCGCAGGAGCAGAGUGCACCGGUGCCGUUGUCCCACUCUUCCUCGUGUAAGUCGCAGAGUUGUGGGAAUGGUUACCCAGAGCAGAGCUCCGUAGACUGGGACCCCAGCUCCUUCCUCUCGGCCCGAAAACUAUCGGGCCUCUGGAACUCGGCUCACUCGAACACAGGAGCUCACUGCACCCAUGGUGCUGGUACUCACUCUCAGCAAGCAGGCGGGACGGCGGGACCAACCUGUCAUGAGAAAAGAUCCUCUCACGAGGCAUCUGGGACCAAAGUGUGUCCCUACAGUCACCCAGCUUCCCCCAAUCUCAGUGCCACGUCCCCUGCUACUCCACUGUCUACCUCCGCCGAGCUUUGCAAGACCACCCCCAAGCACUUCAAAACCAUGUGCAGGCGACCAACUCCUCCAGGUGAGGCGUUCCACCCGAGCGAGCACCACCAGUCUGCAGACCUAUCAGUGCCGCCCAACAGCCCUACGGGCCUCUCUUCCCAGAACUCCACUCUGCUGCCUGCCACCAAGCCCACCUCUAGUCAGCAUGUCCACGUCAACACGUCUGCACACGCUCCAUUCUCCCCACUGGCACCAAACCUGGCUGCUGGCGCCAAGCACUCGGGUGGGCCAGACAGCCCGGCCACCCUGCAUAAGUCCAGCACCUGCAAAAAUGCUCACAUUCCGCCCGCCGGUGCCCAGCACGGGAAGGUGGGCGCCUCGCUGAUGGGCUGCAGCCACCCCUGCAACGGGCACAACAACAAUGGCAGCGGUGGCACUGUAGCAUCAUCCAAUGCAGCUCAUCUAACGUCCACUGCUUGCAGGGACCAAGCGUGUAAAGGGCACAAGCUGGUGAAUGGUUCAUCGUGUCAGCAAGCAGUGUGCGAGCCAGAGGAAGGGGAGGACGAAGACAGCAGCUCAGAGCGCAGCUCCUGUGCCUCCUCAUCCACCAAUCAGCGUGACGGAAAAUAUUGUGACUGCUGCUACUGCGAAUUCUUCGGCCAUAAUGCGCCACCCGCAGCCCCCACCAGUCGGAACUAUGCAGAGAUCCGAGAGAAGCUUCGGUCCCGGCUGACUCGCCGUAAAGAGGAGUUGCCUCAGAGGCAGGACAUGGAUCCAACCACACCCAGCGCAAUCGACCACCGCGACGUGGACGAGCUGCUGGACUUUAUCAAUAGCACCGAACCCAAGCCAGUCAACAGCGCCAAGGCAGCCAAGCGUGCACGGCACAAACAGAAGAAGAAGGAGAGGGAACGUGCCCUCCAGGGUACAGUGGAGACAUCCUGCACUGAGCAGCGAUCCUCUCCUCCCCCAGAGCCAGUAGAGGAAGAGUCCGCCCCGGAUGGUGAAGCAGGUCGUCUGCUGGAAUGGCCUCAGCUGGAGCUGGAGCGCGUGAACAGCUUUCUAACCUCCCGCCUAGAAGAGAUCAAGAACACCAUCAAAGACUCCAUAAGGGCCUCCUUUAGCAUGUACGAUCUUAACCUGGAUGUCAACGACUUCCCUAAGAAAGCUGCCACGCUGGAGGGCAACCACCUGCUGUCUCACCUCAAUGGCUCGUCCGACCUGCAGCAGAUUGACCUGGACUUAGCACCACUCUCGCUGAAGAACUUCAAGAGGGAGCUGGAUACGCUACACAGUUGUAUGGACAGCGCCAAUAGCAGCAUCAACAGCAACACCACCUCUUUCAAUGCGGCCACGGCCAAAGACGUCCAGCGGCUGCACACCACCCCCAGCCUCUCCAAGCUCAUCCGGGUCCGCUCCCCGGAAAGAGGCUCCCCACCCGGCUCUGAGGACACCACGGCCAGCACAGCCCCCGUGCCCAAACCCAAAGACGAGGCCCCAGACGCCAAGAACGCCACAGGGGCCGGAGCCAAGACGAAGAAGGGCAAAAAACAGCAGCAGAGGCUGCAGCAACAAGACCAGGUCUCACAGGACCAGCUUGCUGUCUCCAAGUCUGCCAAAGCAACACCUGGAAACCAAGAGAAAACCCAAGAGGGCAGAGCAGCUGAGGCAGAGAAGGGCCCCAGAGGAGGAUCCAAAGCGAGCCAGCAGAGUCAGCAGCAUGGGGAGACUCCAAAAACGGGGAAUAAAAAGACAGAGGAAGGCAAGUCCUCCAAGCACACUUCCAAUGGAGCUGCGAACGGGAACCAUCAUUCAGGUUCUAACUCGCACAAAGGAAAGAAUGACACAGACAUGAGAGGAAACAGAUCGGAGCAUGAGGCAGAUGCUAAAACCAACUCCAACACUCCAGCAAACUCGAACUCCCAGCAGCAACAGUCAAAGGGAAAGAAUAAGAAGAGCAAGAGCAAGACGGACAAGUCCAGUAGUGCAAUUGAUGACGUGUUCCUUCCCAAAGACCUGGAUCCGACGGAAAUGGAUGAGAUCGAUCGUGAGGUCGAAUACUUCAAGAGGUUUUGCCUCGAUUCAGCUAAACAAACUCGACAGAAGGUGGCUGUGAACUGGUCCAACUUCAGCCUGAAAAAGAUGCCCUCAAACGCAGCUCAGUAACACAUGAACGAUGGUUAUAAGAAGCCCCCAACUUCCUGACAAGACUGCUCAACACACGUGUGACUCACUGUAUUGAACACCUGAUCGGCCUAUGGCCACUUUACUCAACACUUGAUUGGCUGGACGUCACCCUGCUGUCUAUGCCCUCUUUAUCACUAAAGCCACGGGACCUCUGUCUACAUAAUCAUCCAUCAGAACGUUUUUCUUUUUUUUUUUCUUUUUUUUUUCCAGUCGUACCUGUUGGUAGAGCAGGGUCACACGCAGGCCUGCCUUCAGCCCCAUCUGUCUCUGUUGCGUUGGAGUAAUGCACCAAAAUGUGAUUUGGUUACCGCUCCUGCAUUUCUUUACUUCAUUUGUAGUAUGUAAACAGUUAUUUUACAAUAAAAUGUUUUAAAUCAGAAUGACAGUACGCUUCGACCUAUCAUCCCGUUGUUUUUUUGUUUGUUUGUUUGUUUGUUUUUUUCCCUUAAAUAGUUACGUUUCCAAAAGGUACUUUUUACCGGCUCAUGGGCAUUUUCAGAGGAUACAGUUCACUCUUCAAAAAUACAAACAAAAUGUUUUUUUUUUUUUUUUAUCAAAGUAAACAAUGCUGAAUCACAGUUUUUAUUACAGUGACUGAAAAAAAAACAAUAAUAUUGCUCUAUUUAAAUUGUGCGGUCUUUUAGCUGUCGAGAAACAGAGUGAACUGGUCUGAGCUCGUAUUUAUUGAACUUCUCAGAGGUUUUAUGUUUUACAUAACGAGCAUAACGAAUACAGAUACAUGGACAGGACCUGAUCCUCAAUCAGUGGCUACUCCUGAGGCACGUGAUAAAUAUGGGCCUUGCUCUGUUUUAAUUAUUUCACAUGAGAAGGUUGCAGUACAUGCAAACUAAGGAAUUCCAUGCUUUUUACGUGAGUUAACUUGGACAUUUGCCAAAACAAAACAAAAAAGAGAACACUAAUGUAUACUCUGAUUUAUAAAACAUGUAUCUCAUAUCUGUAACACUUAUUACAUCCUCUGAGAGGGGACAGAUUGACAAGAUUUCCCUUGCAUGAUGCUCAAAACUGACAAAAGUCCACUCCCUUUCUCUUUCUGUACCAGAUAAAGGUCAGUACUGACAGUUAGAAGAGUUCCCUGACUUCAGCUAAAGUCUUGUCUUUGUGCUCUUAAGAAUCCUUAGUAGUCUUAUGGAUAUAGUUCUGUAAUGUGACCAUGUUGGCGGCUCUGUUGCUCCAUAGCAGGCGGUUUUCCAGCAGGGUGGUCCGGCGCUGCGACGCAUUCGUUUCAGCUGCAUGCUGGUGUCCAGCCACUCUCCGUAGUGCUGCUUGUGUAGUUUGGAUAGACUGACACGCUCUAAAUUCAGACGGGAUUCUCUCCUUUCUCCGUUCUCUCCUUUCCCGGUGUUUGUAUGUGACUUUUGGUAUCGAGGACGUUUUUAUUUUUUCUCUCUGUUCAUGUGUGAGGAGUUCAAAGCUUCGCUGCGAUGGUACAACACUCGACCUUAACCCUGACAUUUGCUCUGCACGUUUGUGUCCGCACAUUUAUACAUGUAUUCUUGAAGCUGAUCCCUUUCUGAUUAAGAAUCAGAAAUAUAAAAUUUGACGUUAUGUUGGGAAUUGGGACCUGGGAUUAUGAUAACUGAUGUACCAUUUUUAUUUUUUUGCCCUCCCGUUUUUUGCUUUGAAGGAUUGAGAUGAAAAACAAAGAUGGGUUUUUAAAAUCUGUUCAAGCUAUUGUUUUCAUAUUCUACAUCUCUGAUGCUAUCCAGGUUAUAUUAAACUAGGAGACAUUAUCUUAAACGUUUGGAAUGUAGAUUUAUACUAUACCAUUAUUGGCCAAGUGUAUGUUGGCUUUCUGUUUUGUUUUUUUUUGUUUUGUUUUUUUUUUUAAUUAUUAUUAUUCACUUUUGAUACUGUGAAAAUCUUUCGUUCAGAAAGAUUAAAACAUUACAGUUUUGACAAAAAG
Colossoma macropomum (tambaqui) is the source of this 5015-nucleotide messenger RNA. RefSeq names its product family with sequence similarity 193 member B (gene fam193b). Gene Ontology annotation, cellular component: nucleus; cytoplasm. The transcript has 10 exons. The record is from RefSeq and is a predicted model, not a curated record. NCBI's taxonomy places the organism in Eukaryota, Metazoa, Chordata, Actinopteri, Characiformes, Serrasalmidae. Bases 164 to 3070 code for a protein of 968 amino acids.